AUGGACGAAGUGUAUCAGAUUGCUUCCACAGAAAGCGUCCAGCUGUUGGAGAGGGAGCUGGCUGUGCAGCUGGCAGAGCUGAAGGCCGAGAUAGAAGAACAGGGGCCUCUGCAGGGGACAGCUCCUGGAGUCUCCAGCUCUGUUCGGGUACCGAAGGACGUUUCUUACUUUCGAAGAGAAAGGGAACUGGCAUUAAAAAAGAUCCUCCAGGUGGCCGAGGCAAAGCCCCUUGUUGUUCAGGCUGAUGUCAUGCAGAGGGAGCUAGAGAGCUGCCUAAGAAGGGAGUACACCCCUGAAAAUUUACCUUUGCUUCUGUUGCAGCACUACACAGAGCGGAUGGCCCAGCUGGCCCAGAGCAAGUACUUGCACAUGCUCAGGUGGAAGAGGUUUUGCCAGCACAGUAAGAUCAUGGAGCAGCUCCAUCCUUUGUACCAGAAACAAGUUGGCUACAUCAUGCGGGAGUACAAUGACACCAUUCACAGAGCAGAAAGGCUGUCUGUGGCCCGAGAAAACUUCCUCAUGGGAAAAAGCAAUCCUUCUAAUUUAGUGACACAGGAAGACUUGACUAUUUACACAAGGUGGUUCGUGUGUCACCUGCACUCUCUCAAGACGAUUCAUCAUUACCUGCAGCUUUGUCCCAGCAGCACCAACAUCCAUAGUUACCCCAGAAACCUGGCCAUUGUCCUUGGUGUCAUCCUUCCCCGACUCCAGCCAUUCAUGGCCAAGGUCCCUCUGGUGGCUCCCGAGUCGCAUGGUGUUGUAAUGACCUACUUGUCAGUCUGUGAACUCUUUGAGGCCCUCCAGUAUUUGCCCAUCUCCAAGGUACUGAGUGUAACUGCGGACAGACUCCCUGAGGUUGGUCCAGACAACGAAAAGGACAUUGGCCCUGACAUCCAAAGCUCUGCUUCUCCAGGCCCAACAGGCACCGACACCUCCGGGACAACGAGGUCACGAGCUACUUUCCUCCUGCCCCAACACACAGCGGAACUAGGAGACGUGAAACCCCAGCUGAAGCGCCUGCUCUUCCAUUACAGCAUCCCAUUUGACGUGGAGGAGCUGAGGGACUCGGCUAAGGAGAUGGAGCUGUUGUCCUUGGUUUCCCAGAAAUUUCAAAGCGUCUUCAAGGAGCAACAGAGAAUGCAGACAUUUCCAGACUACCAUGCUGGGAUAGCUAACACAGAGAGCCCAGGCCUGGCAGGACGUGGUGUGGCCUUCAAAAAGAGAGCCGACUGGAUUGCCUUUAUAAAGAUUAAACCGAAAUGCGAUCCUUGGCAAAAGAAGUUUUUGACCAAGCUAAAAGAACGGAGAAGAACAGAUGGAUUAAUGCAACUCCAAGCAAAGUUUUUGAAGAUUUCCAGCCCAGGGCGAGCGGUGCAGGCGCUCCAGGACCACGCCGCAAAGAUGAUCACACUGGCGGCCCAAGGGCCGUCCUUCGCGGCUUCCCAGGGUUUGCAUCAGUGCAACUAUGACCACAUCUGGGAGCGUAUUUACAGCAACGUCCACCUCUACCAGGUACAGCAGAGAGAAAUGGCCGAAACAACUUUCCGUUCAAGUGGAAAGCUGUACUAG
Echinops telfairi (small Madagascar hedgehog) is the source of this 1569-nucleotide messenger RNA. RefSeq lists its product as uncharacterized. Bases 1 to 1569 code for a protein of 522 amino acids. The record is from RefSeq and is a predicted model, not a curated record. Lineage: Eukaryota; Metazoa; Chordata; Mammalia; Afrosoricida; Tenrecidae. The transcript is spliced from 11 exons.